Messenger RNA from Prunus avium (sweet cherry), 1415 nucleotides. It is a transcript of the gene APX6, whose product is annotated as ascorbate peroxidase 6. Gene Ontology annotation, biological process: cellular response to oxidative stress; hydrogen peroxide catabolic process; response to reactive oxygen species. The record is from RefSeq and is a predicted model, not a curated record. Lineage: Eukaryota; Viridiplantae; Streptophyta; Magnoliopsida; Rosales; Rosaceae. Gene Ontology annotation, molecular function: heme binding; peroxidase activity.
CGCAGGGGAUGAGGUCCCUUUCCAACAUAAAAAUCUCUCUUCUUCAAAAGCGCACAAACCCAUUUCUUAACUACCUCCACCGUCCGUUACAGAUGGCAUCAACUAUCUCCCCCGUCUCCCUUAUCUCCUCCACUACAUCUUCCUCCACAUUCCCAUUAAAAUUCAAUUUUCCCGCCAAAUCCCCCUCAACGGUCAAUUUUCGCGCCAACCCUCUCACCGCCGCCAACGCCGCCGCUUCAGGAAAAGAUCGCGUCUUGGGAAGAAGAGGACUGGUAUUUACACUUACAACCACACUGCCAUUGCUUCUUCCUUUCUCUGAAUGCAUAGAGGCCUUUGCUGCGAAGGCGGUAGAGUCGGAUAUAAGUGAAUAUGAGCUUGUGAAGGAGGAAAUUAGGAAGGUGGUGACCAAGGGUAAGGCUGCUGGUGUGCUUCGUUUGGUGUUUCAUGAUGCAGGGACCUUUCAAGUUGAUGAGAAUUCAGGUGGUAUGAAUGGUUCUGUCAUUUACGAACUUGAUAGACCAGAAAAUAAAGGUCUUAAAAGUCCUUUCAAGAUUCUAGAGAAAGCAAAGAGUGAGGUGGAUACAGUACAACCAGUGUCUUGGGCAGACAUGAUUUCUGUGGCUGGAGCUGAAGCAGUUUCAAUAUGUGGAGGUCCAACAAUCCAAGUUUCGUUGGGCAGACUAGAUUCAAAGGAGCCUGAUCCUGAAGGAAAACUUCCUGCAGAAUCUCUGGAUGCCUUUGCUCUGAGGCAAAGCUUUCAAACAAAAGGCUUUUCAACUCAAGAACUUGUUGCUCUGUCAGGAGCUCAUACCAUUGGAAAUAAAGGUUUCGGAAGUCCAACAGUUUUUGACAAUACAUACUUCAAAAUUCUGCUUGAGAAACCAUCUUCCGGUAGUAUGAUUGGGCUUCCUUCAGAUCGUGCACUUGCCAAGGAUGGUGAAUGCUUAAGAUGGAUCACAAAGUAUGCUGAGGACCAGGACGUUUUCUUUGAAGAUUUCAAGAAGGCUUAUGUCAAACUAGUGAAUUCAGGAGCCAGGUGGAAGAGCUUGUGAAAUAAUUGCAGAAGCAACAUAAUGCCUAUCAUGCAGAAAUGGAACACAGUACAGAUCAAGAAGUGAUGAAUAUUGGGCAAUCAGAACCUCAUAUAAACUGUUCAAAGCGUAAGCGGGCUCGGGCCUGCUGAGGGUAGGUUGGGCUUGAGCUGCCAGCAUUAAUCAAAUGAUUAGCUGACAGGUAAGGAAGGUGACCCCAGGCAAGACUUUAUAUUGCAUAAUUAACAUGUCAUCAAAUAAUUCAGGUACGACCUUGAUGUACAAUCAGUAAAAUGUUUACUUGGUUUAGGCGCUUGAAGCACAAAAAGAAUGAAUUUUUGGACCAGAAGUGUAGCUGUAUGAUGUGAGAAGGUCUAGGUUAUA